CUCUAGCGAAUUAUUAAAUAAGUCAGAAUGUAUUAUAUUUGCGCUGAUUGAGACCUUGAGCAAUGAAUACUAGCUAUGUUACCAAAGCAAUGGAUUCUGUGGUAUUAAGGAGUUGGAUCGUGGGGCAGCCAUAGUUGCGUUCUAUGUGGAGCAUAGGAUUGGGCAUAAACAAAGGCAGUGUUUUGAUAAGUAAUAUUGCAGAGGCAGUAUGAUUGGCCUUUUCCUCCGAUGACAUCCUCUUGGCAAAGUUAUUUCCUCCCAUUUCAGAACUGAAUACAACACCUGCAUUAACGCUAUUCGCAGUUUGCUACGGGGCCAGUUCGGGUGGAUGCUAGUGAACGCGAUGAAAUGAAACGGAGCGGAAUAUAAUUCAUAUCAAGAUAUAUCGAGUAAUUGACAGCGGAGCAUGUCAGAAGGCAACAUGUUUUUAUAACUUUUCGGGAAAUAAAUGAGCUUUGUUCGCUCGCUAAACAAACCUCGUUUUUAAUAAUUGAUGGGUUGCUUCGCUGGAUUUCUGCCGAGCUUGCUUUGGUCAAGCUACAGGGGCUUUUCUGCAAUAACGCAUUUGACUCUCUUAUUGCUAGCCUAACUAAUAUUACAGUUACUCGUCGAAACGUCUUGCAAAUAUCCAGCAAACUGGAGAACAUUGUGCGCGUUGGUUGCAACGUUAGUUGCAUUUUAAGGUUAGCACUCUGUCUAACUAUUUAUAUCAACGGCUGCAAGCGCCUUGGACAGCUGCCUAACGCUAGCUGGCGCGGUACUCAGACAGAUACCGUUAUGAUGUUUGCUAGCUAGCUAUGGUUGGUUUGUCCCGUCCUGUAAUAUGCACAUCUGUCUUUAGCAAAGGAUGCUAGGUGGCAGGUCGGUUGUUGGGUCUCUUGUAGAAAGGGUGGUAGCCAGUGAAAAGUUUUGCUAUUUGACUAAUCUAGUAUUAGCUGGACGCAGACGUUAACCAACUCACCACUUAGCUAGCCAUAUUAUUUGUAAUGUAUUGGUUUGCUGCCUGUCGUAAAGGGGUGUUAUAAUUAAAGUAGGCAGCUGCUAGUUGCACAUCAUAUCAGUUUCAAUUUCAAAUGGCAUGUAUUUUAUGUAUUUAAUCCAUUUAGUUAGGUCGAUACGUUUGCGUAGGUCGAUUGCUAGCGAUGAUGCCGAGCUGUCUAGCAAGGCGUGUCGAAUUCAAUUUGCGAUGAGAAAAUCGCCCUUGUUCAAUCGAAUCGACGUAGAUAUUUAUUCUAGUCUAGUUAGCUACCGUUAGCUAGACAUUAACGGCAUUUUCUGGACCGUUAAAAAGCGAGGAUGAAACGUUGCAAAUCGGACGACUUCACCUCGGUUGUGGACACCAGUAGCCCAACCGAGGGUAGGGCUGGAGAUGAAGAAACGCCGAGUGUAUUUAUCGUGGAGGUGAAACAUGGGGACAACCCGGCAGGCAAUCCCGAUUUAAGCAGCACGGCUCCGAGUCCGCAUACUCCGUUACCGAGGAGUAAACCACCAGAUUUAAAGAAGAUCCAGCAGAUGUCGGAAGGCUCCAUGUUUGGCCAUGGGCUGAAGCACCUGUUCCACAGCCGGCGGCGGUCCCGGGAGCGCGAGCAGCAGAGUUCCCAGGACUGCAGUGGAGGGGCGGGCCGGACCGGGGCGUACUCCGACCAUGAGUCCGCGGACGAGAAGGAGCGCUCGCCGGAGAUGCACCGUGUGUCCUACGCCGUCUCCCUGCAUGACCUGCCGGCAAGGCCCACGGCCUUCAAUCGUGUCCUGCAGCAGAUCCGCGCCCGGCCCUCCAUCCGCCGCGGGGCCGGCCUGCACAGCAGCCGCCGGACCAAGAGCAACCCGGCCGCCGAGGGCUCCAAAGGGGGGAGCCCCCACCUGGCGCGCCGCGGGGCCCAGGAGGCCUCCCUCAGCCUGGGCCCCCAGCAUAGCCGCCCCCGCUCAUCCUCCACCACCGACACGGCCCUGCUGGCCAUCGACUCCCCUCUGCAGUGGGGGCCCGAGGACCCUGACCGAUCUGCUGAGAAGCUGGAUAAAGGUGAGAUGAGCACACUGGGCCUCCCUCCGUCUGCCGGACACACCGGUUCGGAUGGAAACAUCAGUGGGGACAUCCCGGACGCUCCAGACCCCCAGCGAACCCGCGCUGCCAUCCAGCACCUGCAGCAGAAGAUCCUGAAGAUCACCGAGCAGAUCCGCGUGGAGCAGGAGGCGCGCGACGAGAACGUGGCGGAGUACCUGAAGCUGGCGCACAACGCCGACAAGCAGCAGGCCUCCCGCAUCAAGCAGGUCUUCGAGAAGAAGAACCAGAAGUCUGCACAGACGAUCUCCCACCUGCACAAGAAGCUGGAGCACUACCACAGGAAGCUCAAAGAAAUUGAGCAGAACGGACCCAGCCGCCAGCCCAAGGACGUGCUGCGGGACAUGCAGCAGGGUCUGAAGGACGUGGGGGCCAACGUGCGGGCCAAUGUGCGUGCGGGGAUCAGUGGCUUUGGGGGGGGGGUGGUGGAGGGGGUGAAGGGGGGCGUGUCGGCGCUCUCGCACACGGCCGUGGUCUCAAAGCCUCGCGAGUUCGCCAGCCUGAUCCGAAACAAGUUUGGCAGCGCCGACAACAUCGCCCAGCUGAAGGACACCCUGGAGGACCCGCAGGCGGAGGAGGCCCCGCGGGCCCUCAGCGGGAGCGCCACGCUGGUCUCCAGCCCCAAAUACGCCAGCGAGGACGAGUGCUCCAGCGGCACGUCCGGCUCCGCCGCAGGCAGCAACUCCGGGGCCGGGGGCCUGGGCCCGGGGCCCCUGGGGGCCCUGCCUCCUCCCAUGGGCAGCCCCAAGUCCAACAUGCUGGACACGCACCACCACCUGCACAGCUCCUGGGACAUGGUGCUGGAGGAGCUACGCGAGGUCAAGGCCGGCCAGUCCAGUCUGGAGGACGACAUCGACGACAUGAAGUCGCAACUGCACAGCGACUAUUCCUACAUGACCCAGUGCCUUCAGGAGGAGAGAUACCGGUACGAACGCCUUGAGGAGCAGCUGAAUGACCUGACAGAGCUGCACCAGAAUGAGAUGAGCAAUCUGAAGCAGGAGCUGGCCAGCAUGGAGGAAAAGGUGGCAUACCAGUCAUAUGAGAGAGCCAGAGACAUCCAGGAGGCGGUGGAGUCGUGCCUGACGCGCAUCACUAAGCUGGAGCUGCAGCAGCAGCAGCAGCAGGUGGUGCAGCUGGAGGGGGUGGAGAACGCCAACGCCCGCGCCCUCCUGGGCAAGUUCAUCAACGUCAUCCUGGCCCUCAUGGCCGUGCUGCUGGUCUUCGUCUCCACACUGGCCAACUUCAUCACCCCUCUGAUGAAGACGAGGGAGCGUGUGGCGGCCACAGUGCUGCUUGCACUCUUCCUCUUCUCUCUGUGGAAACACUGGGACUACCUGGAGGUGUGGCUUCUGCCUAGCUGAGCAGCUGGCCCCCUCCCUUUUACGCCCCUUUCACACCCGCAGACUAAGAAAAACGGACUUGCGCUGGAAUCUGACCUAAAGCACUGAGGCCAGGAUGAGAUGGACUUAUAGACUUAGAGAGACUGGCUAAAGGGCAACAUGCUUAGAGAGACCAGUUAAUGUGGAACACACUAAGAGAGACCGGAUGACAGGGAACACACUUCGAGAGACCGUGAUGGCAGGAUCGGAUGUCCCGUUUUCACUACCUUUCGUACUACCUUAUAGAACUGUGAGGCACAUUCCCAUGUUCGCUUCAUUUCGUUCGAAGACAUGCGGUUUUGUUUGUGACCAUGAUCAGUUGUUUUUUCAACUUUAAAAGCAAAGAUGGGGAACUCAAUUAGAGAGACCAGCUAACAGGGAACACACUUAGAGAGACCGGCUAACGGGGAACACACUCAGAGAGACCGGCUAACGGGGAACACACUCAGAGAGACCGGCUGACGUGGAACACACUUAGAGAGACCGGCUGACGGAGAGACCGGCUGAAGGGGAAAACACUUAGAGAGACCGGCUAACAGGGAACACACUCAGAGAGACCGGCUGAAGGGGAACACACUUAGAGAGACUGGCUGAUGGGGAACACACUUAGAGAGACCGGCUGACGGAGAGACCGGCUGAAGGGGAACACACUUAGAGAGACCGGCUGACGGGGAACACACUUAGAGAGACCGGCUGACGGGGAACACGCUUUGAGAGACCGACUGACGGGGAACACACUUAGAGAGACCGGCUGACGGGGAACACACUUAGAGAGACUGGCUGAGGGAGAGACCGGCUGACGGGGAACACACUUAGAGAGACCGGCUGACGGGGAACACACUUAGAGAGACCGGCUGACUGGGAACACGCUUAGAGAGACCGGCUGACGGGGAACACACUUAGAGAGACCGGCUGAUGGGGAACACACUUAGAGAGACUGGCUGACGGGAAACACGCUUAGAGAGACUGGCUGAUGGGAAACACGCUUAGAGAGACCGGCUGACGGGGAACACACUUAGAGAGACCAGCUGACGUGGAACACACUUAGAGAGACCGUGAUGGCAGGAUCGAAUGUUCGGUUUUCACUACCUUUCGUACUACCUUAUAGAACCAUGAAGCACAUUACCAUGUUCUCUUCAUUUUGUUCAAAGAUGUGCGGUUUUGUUUGUGGCCACGAUUUAAAAGCAAAGAGAUCAGGUUUUGUAUGAUGGAAAUUAAUCUCUCCCUCAUGCUGCUACAUUGCAGUUUGUGUGCAUGGAGCGAUGCUGAAGAUGAUGAUGAUGAUGAUAAUUAUGAUGAGGAUGUUAACGAUGAUGAUGCGGAUGAUGAAGAUGAUCUGAUGUAAUGGCUGAGAGAGCAGGGGACUGGUGAGGUCUGCUUGCUACUGCUAUGCUACUGUGUGUCAUCAAGGAUUUAAAAAGAAAGACACUUGCACUUGUUACUUGCACUAACUGUGACAGAGCUAUAAGGUGAACUUUAUUGUAUUUAUAAUUUUUUUAUUUAUUUACAUCAAUGCACAGACAAUAAUUUAAAUGGCUAUACCACUGGAAUUCACCAGAAAGAUGUGGUUGUCCAAUUUCGUUUUUUGAAAUUUGGAGAAUGCGCUUUAACAAAGUGCCGUUUUGUGCAGUUUGUCGGGUAAAACACCCUUUUAAAAACACUAUUUCUAAGGGCUUUCUUUCCUGUCUUUAUUUCAAUGUCUUUGGCAUUAAUGAUACGCAUAGUAGGUGAUCAAUGACACGCAUAGCAGGUGAUUAAUGAUACGCAUUGUAGAUGAUCAUGAGGUAGACUGCUCAUUGAUGACAUAAUAUUCAGAAAUAUUCAGUCUAGCGUAAUGUGUGCGUCUAUUAAUUACCAAGCAACCAUUGACUUAUAUUAAUCAGGAUUAUUAUUAUUAUGUAAUAAUAACAAAAUAAUUAUAAUAAUACUUUUUAAUAAAAUUGAUUAUUUGUAAUUUCAUUAAACAGUGAAAUCAAAAUGAGCUUUUUCAUCAAUUUAGUCAAUUUGCAAUAACUACACAAACCUGUCUUAAAAGUACAUAUUCCCCCCCAUAAAAAAAUAUUUAUAUAUUUUAACUCCAAAGCUUUUCUCCCUCUCCUUUGUGGAUAUUAAUUUAGAUUUCAGUGGGCGUGUAUGUCGAUCAAAUGCCUGCCAAUUUUCCAUUCCCCCUCCCAUCUAUGUGCUUUCUACCCCCUGCCCUUCAGAAAUUCCCCCGGAAAGAAUAGCUUCACUCGCAUAUAUGCCAUCUCGCGGAAGUCAUUAUUAUUAUAAAUAUAUAAUUAUAUUAUUAUAAUAAUAUGUGUUUUUCACUGUUGUAAAGCACUUUGUGCUGUAUGCUUGAAAAGUGCUACACAAAUCAAGUUAUAAAUCACAUCAUGCUGCUCUGGUACUGCUGUUAAUAUGAAGGAAAUAAAUGUACAUAAUUCA
Conger conger (European conger) is the source of this 5865-nucleotide messenger RNA. RefSeq names its product transmembrane and coiled-coil domains protein 2-like. NCBI's taxonomy places the organism in Eukaryota, Metazoa, Chordata, Actinopteri, Anguilliformes, Congridae. Gene Ontology annotation, cellular component: endomembrane system. Gene Ontology annotation, biological process: amyloid precursor protein metabolic process. The coding region runs from base 1297 to 3420 and encodes 707 amino acids. The record is from RefSeq and is a predicted model, not a curated record. The transcript has 6 exons.